CGCAAUCUUUUCAAAAGCGUCCGUUUUUCAACAUCUAAAAAUUAGUUUUCGUUUUGUAUGUUAAAAUAAAAUGUUAGAAUUACAAGGCAGUAUUGCAGUUAACGAAAAUGAAUUAAAUUUAGACUUAACAUUAUUAGGAGGUCAAAGUUUUAGAUGGGAAAAGUUGCAGAUUACAGAUAAUGAAAACUUGUGGAAAGGUGUCGCCUGUAAUGCCUAUUGGGAGCUGAAGCAAGAUACGAAGAAUUUGCAUUACAAGGUUUAUUCGGAACCAUUGAGCACCAAACAUGACAACGUGUUUUAUGAGAAUUUGUUAAAACGGUAUUUUCGACUGGAUUUCAACUUGAACAAAAACGUGACACAGUGGCGUAAGUCGCACCCACAUUUUCAUGAAAUUUCGGGCAAUUUAAAAGCAGUACGUGUAUUGGAUCAAGAACCAUUGGAAAAUAUUCUCUCAUUUAUAUGCAGUCAAAACAACAACAUCAAAAGAAUUUCAACAAUGAUAAACUGGCUUUGCUCAAAUUAUGGCAAUAAAAUCGGCAACUUCCAUUCAAAAGAUGAAUACUCAUUUCCUACACUGGAAUCCUUAAUCAAACACCAAAAUGAGCUGGAAUCGAGAUUACGUUCUGCCAAAUUUGGAUACCGUGCCAAAUUUAUAGCUCAAUCUGUAAUGAAAAUUAAUGAAUUUGGUGGUUAUGAUUGGUUUGAAAAACUGCGAACGCUUCCCUAUAAUGAAGCCCGCAUCGAACUUGCAAAGGUACCUGGCAUAGGUUUUAAAGUAGCCGAUUGUAUUUGUCUAAUGUCUUUGAAUCACUUGGAAUCAGUGCCCAUUGAUACACACAUUUUUAAAAUAGCUCAGAGUGUGUAUAUGCCACAACUUCGUGCAGUUAAAGCAGUCACACCAAAAAUUUACGAAGAGAUAGCCGAAAAAUUUCGUCAGAUAUAUGGAGCGUACGCGGGCUGGACUCAGGCGGUUCUAUUUUGCUCCGAACUACGACAAUUUCAAACCGAUCAACAAACUGAAAAAUCACCAACGAAACCCAAAAAGAAACGUAACAAAUGAAAGGAAAUUAUCAACACGUAAGUUUAUAUAUAUUUUUUUAAUUACGUUUAAUUGUUAAACAGCGUAAUAUUCGUCAUUCUUACUUUUACUUAAAUAUUUUGUUAACAUUCGUUUAC
Stomoxys calcitrans (stable fly) is the source of this 1176-nucleotide messenger RNA. RefSeq names its product N-glycosylase/DNA lyase (gene Ogg1). Lineage: Eukaryota; Metazoa; Arthropoda; Insecta; Diptera; Muscidae. The transcript is spliced from 5 exons. Bases 71 to 1060 code for a protein of 329 amino acids. Gene Ontology annotation, biological process: nucleotide-excision repair; base-excision repair, AP site formation; base-excision repair. The record is from RefSeq and is a predicted model, not a curated record. Gene Ontology annotation, cellular component: nucleus. Gene Ontology annotation, molecular function: 8-oxo-7,8-dihydroguanine DNA N-glycosylase activity; damaged DNA binding.